CAAAUCAACAGCAAACCAGAAUGGUAGACGUUUUUUAUGAAAUGUAAUGAGAUAAACAAGACAGGCUUGAAGUUUUUAUAGUUAUAAGUCGCAAUAAAGGCCGCAUUUUUCGUUUGGAUAGUGUGAAUAAUAAAUAUGUGGAGGCUGAAAACUAUCCAUCACAAAGCAAGUGCAUCUGCCAGUGAUUUGGAGGAGUUUAAACGCAAGAGAAGAGAAUUUGAGAAAGCUCUUAGACAGGCUCGGAAAGAUAGACAGCUGAUCAGUAAGAGACUCCUGCAGAAUGAUGCUGAGGAAGAAGAGAAGGAGGAGGAAGUGUCUAUGGAAACAGGCUUUACUUCUCUGUCAUCUGAACAGGUGAAAGAGAUGAUACGUGGAGUCCAGAUGGGCGGUGAGGAGAAAGCAGCUCAUCUGGCAUCUCUAAGAAAAGCACUAAGAAACCCAGAGACUCAACUUGCUUUCAUUAAAUCAGAGAACAGCAUGCACAUGUUGAUCGGGCAGCUCAGUGCUCAUAAUGCUCAGUGUCAGUUGGAAGCGGCUCGCUGUCUCCACCAGCUGUCCCACUCUUCUCAUCCCAGUGUUGGUCAGGCCUGUGUGCCAGCCGGCCCGUACCUACUCACCUACCUCUCCAGCCAAAGCACACAACUAACGGAAGUUUGUUUAUACACUCUGGGAAAUCUGUGUCCUGACAACGCUGUGGUUAGAGAGAAGCUUCUAGCUCAGGGAAUAGUUUCUGCAUUAGCAAACUGCAUUCAUAAUCAGAGGUAUAAUCUGGCAGUGGUGGAGGCGUUCGGCUUCACUUUAUCCCAGCUUCUACAGGCCAAAGACGCAACAGAAAAAAUCAUCCCAGCGGUCAUGGCUUCAGGAAUAGUCCCUCAUGUGAUCUCAGCGUUGACUCCGGAUCCUGAGUUUGGAUUCGGUCCAGCCAUUGAGUGCUCGUGGUGUCUGCACUAUUUAGUCAGCAGCAGUCUGGAUAACUCUAUGCUGAUUGCUCAUGGCGCCCUCUCACACUGCACUGCUGUUUUGAUCGCACUAGGAGGCGCUGUUGCACAAGGAAACUUACAGGAUGGAUUGGAACUGCUCAUCUGGCCUCUUCUCCGUUGUCUUGGUAACCUGCUGGCUAGUGGAGGUGAUGUCAUACCAGAGGACACGCGUCUCCUGGCGGCACUGUGUGUCUUCAGUCAGAUUUACCUUCACCUUCACCCUGCUCUGUCCAGUGAGAGCCUGUGGACACUCAACAACCUCACCGCUGGUUCAAGUGGGUUUUGUUCUGGGCUGCUGCUUCUAAAUAUGGUUUCCAUAUUGAUCCAAUUUCUGUCUUUCUCUGGAGGAAUUAACUCAAUGGCAUUGAGAGUUUUAGGUAAUAUCGCCCAUCACGGACCAGAAUACUGUGUUGGUUUGACACAAGCGGGGCUGCUCAGCGCUCUCUGUGCCACACUCAAGAUGGCCGACCCAGAGGUGGUCACCCUCAGUCUGGAAGUGCUGUACAUGCUGGUAUCCAGCAGCCCACAGGGAGUUGAAGAGUUCAAGAGGUUAAAUGGCGUUCCUCUGCUAGAAGCAAUUCAGUAUAACAAUGAAGGAGAGCAACGUGUCAGAGCGGCUUAUAUACUCGAUCACCACUUCCCUUCUUUCUCUGAGGUGGAGAGCCUGUAAUCAUAACAUGGGGUUCUAAUGACAAAUUGCAAAGAUUUUACUGACAUUUCAUUAAGAUUUUUUUGUAUCUACAGUAUUCAUGAAUUGUGAUUUUCAUUAGUGAGCAGUGAAUAAAUGAUAGUUUUGCUUA
Messenger RNA from Danio aesculapii, 1780 nucleotides. It is a transcript of the gene tmco6, whose product is annotated as transmembrane and coiled-coil domains 6. The transcript is spliced from 13 exons. Gene Ontology annotation, biological process: protein import into nucleus. Gene Ontology annotation, molecular function: nuclear import signal receptor activity; protein binding. NCBI's taxonomy places the organism in Eukaryota, Metazoa, Chordata, Actinopteri, Cypriniformes, Danionidae. The record is from RefSeq and is a predicted model, not a curated record. Bases 136 to 1650 code for a protein of 504 amino acids.